AUGUUCCGUUCCGUCCAGUCGAUUCGUUCGUUCUCCACUACGUUGGCCGUGAGACAGGAUCUCGUUCAACAGGCAUUCAUCAAGAAGAUUCGCGAGUACGCCCAGAAGGGUGGCGAUCUGUCCAGUUCCGACCCGGCUGUGAAGAAGGCCCUCAGUGACGAGCUCAACCGACUUGCUGCGAAAUUCCAACUGUCAAGUGCCGAUGUUGUUGGCAAACUCCCAACAAAUUUCGAGGCCCCAAAGGUUGAUUCCUCCGUCCAGCAACUCCUAGAAGGGGUCUCCUUACAGAAGAUGAUUGAAGACGUGCAGAAAGAUAAAGCUGAUUACAUGGCUUCGAAAGAAGCUAAGAAAGUCGCGGAAGCAGCUCGAUUGGCUGCACUUAAGCACUAG
Angiostrongylus costaricensis is the source of this 390-nucleotide messenger RNA. Lineage: Eukaryota; Metazoa; Nematoda; Chromadorea; Rhabditida; Metastrongylidae. The record is from the annotation of a GenBank genome assembly.